AGCAGCGCGGAAGGUUUAGGCCAACUGCACGCAGGACAACAGCUACCCGUCCGGGAGUCUCACCGGCUGGUUUGGCUGUUUCAUUCCCAUUAGGAUAUCGACACGUUGGUCAGGCUUCUCCCGCCAGAAAAAAAAGGAUUCGCCGUUUUAAUUUCAGGUUUGGAAGUCGCUCAGGCUGAGGGAUUGAUAAAGAUGGCUACCCAGUCUGACCUGAUGGAGCUCGAUAUGGCCAUGGAGCAUGAUCGUAAAGCUGCUGUAAGUCAAUGGCAGCAGCAGUCUUACCUGGAUUCAGGUAUCCACUCUGGGGCCACUACCACCGCACCAUCGCUCUCAGGGAAGGGCAACCCUGAGGAGGAAGAUCUGGACAACCCGGUUCUCUAUGAGUGGGAGCAGGGCUUCAACCAGCCCUUCACACCUGAACAGGUGGCGGACCUGGACGGGCAGUAUGCCAUGACCCGUGCCCAGCGUGUCCGUGCUGCCAUGUUUCCUGAGACUCUUGAUGAGGGCAUGCAGAUUGCUUCAACUCAGUUUGACUCUACGCACCCAACCAACGUACAGAGGCUGGCUGAACCUUCCCAGAUGCUCAAACAUGCCGUGGUCAAUCUCAUAAACUACCAGGAUGAUGCUGAGCUGGCCACUAGAGCCAUCCCUGAGCUCACUAAACUUCUCAACGAUGAGGACCAGGUGGUGGUGAACAAAGCCGCAGUGAUGGUGCACCAGCUCUCUAAGAAAGAGGCCUCUCGCCACGCCAUUAUGCGCUCCCCACAGAUGGUGUCCGCCGUCGUGAGGACCAUGCAGAACACCAAUGACGUAGAGACUGCCCGCUGCACUGCCGGCACCUUGCACAACCUAUCACACCACAGAGAGGGGCUUCUCGCCAUCUUUAAGUCAGGUGGAAUCCCUGCCCUCGUCAAGAUGCUGGGGUCUCCUGUGGACAGUGUGCUGUUUUACGCCAUCACCACCCUGCACAACCUCCUGCUUCAUCAGGAAGGUGCAAAAAUGGCUGUUCGUCUAGCUGGAGGCCUUCAGAAGAUGGUGGCCCUGCUCAACAAGACCAACGUAAAAUUUCUGGCCAUCACCACAGACUGCUUGCAGAUCCUAGCUUAUGGCAACCAGGAGAGCAAGUUGAUCAUCCUGGCCAGUGGAGGACCUCAGGCUCUUGUGAACAUCAUGAGAGCAUACACGUAUGAAAAACUGCUCUGGACCACAAGCCGUGUGCUCAAAGUGCUGUCUGUCUGCUCUAGUAACAAACCUGCCAUCGUUGAAGCUGGUGGUAUGCAGGCUCUUGGCCUUCACUUGACAGAUCCAAGCCAGCGUCUGGUACAGAACUGCCUUUGGACACUCAGAAAUUUGUCAGAUGCUGCCACCAAGCAGGAAGGAAUGGAGGGACUUCUUGGCACUCUGGUUCAGCUUCUGGCUUCAGAUGACAUUAACGUUGUCACCUGUGCAGCUGGCAUCCUGUCCAACCUCACAUGUAACAACUAUAAGAACAAAAUGAUGGUUUGCCAAGUGGGUGGGAUUGAAGCCCUGGUCCGCACUGUUCUCAGAGCCGGUGACAGAGAAGAUAUCACAGAGCCUGCUGUCUGUGCACUGCGCCAUCUUACCUCCAGACAUCAAGAUGCUGAGAUGGCCCAGAACGCGGUUCGUCUCCACUAUGGACUGCCUGUAGUGGUUAAACUGUUGCACCCACCCUCACACUGGCCACUGAUUAAGGCCACUGUCGGUCUCAUCCGUAAUUUGGCACUCUGUCCAGCCAAUCAUGCACCACUACGAGAGCAAGGUGCAAUUCCCCGAUUGGUCCAGCUGCUGGUGAGGGCACACCAGGACACCCAGAGACGCACUUCUAUGGGCAGCACACAGCAACAGUUUGUGGAAGGAGUUCGUAUGGAGGAGAUUGUGGAAGGCUGUACCGGAGCUCUUCACAUUCUGGCCAGAGAUGUACACAACAGAAUCGUCAUCAGGGGGCUCAACACCAUUCCUCUGUUUGUGCAAUUGCUGUAUUCACCCAUUGAGAAUAUCCAGCGGGUAGCCGCUGGAGUUCUCUGUGAGCUGGCUCAGGAUAAGGAGUCGGCGGAAGCCAUUGAGGCAGAAGGAGCCACAGCUCCUCUCACAGAGUUACUGCACUCUAGAAAUGAAGGAGUGGCUACAUAUGCGGCAGCAGUGCUGUUCCGCAUGUCUGAGGAUAAGCCUCAGGACUACAAGAAGAGGCUUUCCGUGGAACUCACCAGCUCUCUCUUCAGAACAGAGCCUAUGGCCUGGAACGAGACUGGUGAUCUAGGUCUUGAUAUGGGUGCUCAGGGAGACCCUCUUGGAUACAGACCAGAUGACCCUAGCUAUCGUUCUUUCCACUCUGGUUAUGGUCAUGAUGGUCUGGGUAUGGAUGGCAUCCUGGAACAUGAGAUGGUAGGCCACCACCCUGGAGCAGAGUAUCCAGUGGAGGGCCUGCCCGACUUGGGUCAUGCUCAGGACCUGAUGGAUGGCCUGCCCCCCACAGACUCAAAUCAGCUGGCCUGGUUCGACACAGACCUCUAAACACUCACACAGUAUAAAAGUAUUGAAGCUGUAUUGUUGAAUGAAUCUGCAUUGUGAUAUUUGAAGAGUCGUGGAAGGUUUGCCAGAGGUUGGGCUAGUGUUUCAGAAAGUGCCUGACACACAACACUUGUCACAGACUAAAGGCAUAUUUCUGAUAGGAAAUAAUGAAAGUCGUCUCCUUUUAUUGCUCCGACCCCUUUUGUUUCUUGCCUUGGAUGGAAAAAUGCAAGUACAGAUGGAUUUUGAUGCUGAUGAGUGCACAUGAAAAAUAUCUUUUAAAGAUGGAACUAUGAAUCUUUUAGCCUUUUCAGUUACUACACCUUUUUUCCUUUUUUUUUUUUUUUUCACCCCUAAAUCAUCCUUUUCAUGGUACUGACUUUUAGCUUUUUUUUUUUUUUUUUUUUUUUGGCCAUAAUUUGUAUUCCAUGUUUUUGUAUGUCUUCUGUAGUGUUAAGUUGUAGUGGACUUGCCUCCAUUUGGUUUCUGGAUCUUAAUCAUGUGCUUGUGUAUAACACUAAUCUCACUUAUGUAAUCUGACUGAAAGUGAAACAAUGUGUAGCUUUUUAUAUGAUUAGUUAAAAUGGUGGUUGUUGGAGUAAAAAUUAUAUGCAUUCUUACAAAUGCUUAAGGUGAGCAAAGAAGCUUUUCAAUGUCACUGUUGUUCCAAAAAGGGUGUGGUUUGGGAGGGGGGUGUAGAUGGGGUUUAUGAGGUAUACACAGACAAAUCUUUUCUAUGCUAUCUGGAGGUAUAGUCUCUAUUGAAGCAACGUCAUUGUUUGUUAGCCUGGGCGGCUUAUUUUGGGAACAUAGAUAAUGACAUAUCUAAUCAAUAAAAUACUUUUAUUCCA
Messenger RNA from Myxocyprinus asiaticus (Chinese sucker), 3380 nucleotides. Its product is annotated as catenin beta-1-like. Gene Ontology annotation, molecular function: protein phosphatase binding; alpha-catenin binding; transcription coactivator activity. The record is from RefSeq and is a predicted model, not a curated record. Bases 193 to 2532 code for a protein of 779 amino acids. Gene Ontology annotation, cellular component: catenin complex; adherens junction. Gene Ontology annotation, biological process: cell adhesion; positive regulation of transcription by RNA polymerase II. Lineage: Eukaryota; Metazoa; Chordata; Actinopteri; Cypriniformes; Catostomidae. The transcript has 16 exons.